AUGACGGACGAAAGCUUAGCACGUUUUCACCAGAAUCGAAGGAGAUUGCCUCAGAAACAGCGUCAGCACAAAUCUUCCAGUAAAGCCAAUCGACAGCUGGUCAAGAGGAAUCCGCCGUCGUCUUCUGGUGGAACCGACCUCCGAUCCAGUAAAGCCAAUCGACAGCUGGUCAAGAGGAAUCCGCCGUCGUCUUCUGGUGGAACCGACCUUCGAAGCUCUUCACCCAUCACUUUCACUCGAAAUGGAAGUAAGUUCAAUAACCAGGUUUUAUAG
Protopolystoma xenopodis is the source of this 273-nucleotide messenger RNA. The record is from the annotation of a GenBank genome assembly. NCBI's taxonomy places the organism in Eukaryota, Metazoa, Platyhelminthes, Monogenea, Polystomatidea, Polystomatidae.